AUUCUUGCUGGUACAAAGUGUCUGUUAUCAAUUAGUAUCAUCAAGAAUGUUUGUGAGUUGAAAUGCACAACGGGAAUGUGCAUGAUAGAGGCCAUUGCUUCUUAUCAUCCUGUGUCAGUAUGUAUGAUUUACUUUUUUCUGUCUGGUGAUUAUGAGAAGUAGACUUGUAAUCACGAUGAUCUUCCAGUGGACAUUUCUUGUUCUGUGCGCCCUGAAACUUUUCAUAAAUUUCCCAACCUGUGGUGCCCAUGACCUCGUCCUGCCUUCGAACUUGGAGAAUGACGAGGGCGGACGCAUUUUGCUAAUGUUUCAGGGUUGCGGUGUAAAGACAAGUCUUUUCAACCUUGGUCUAAGACUAGGUGAGAUACUAAGGUCAGAAGGCUAUAACGUGACCUUCAUGACUGUAACCCUACCGGGUGAUCAGAAUGAGGUAGAUGAUGACAGCGAUCUUGGUGGUUUUUCCAGGGUUGACAUUCAUUCCGAGGGUGUGAUAAACGAGUGCCAUUCCUUGAAGGACAAAAUAUUAUCAAUGAGUGGAAACAGGAUAGUUGGCAUGCAGCAACUCUUAGGUCUUCUGAAGCCUCAGAGAAUCCUCUGUGAGGCACUUCUGGCAAACCAAACCACGAUGGCUCAUCUCAGGAGCCUUGAACUUGACAUGAUUAUUAGUGAGUCCUUUGGUCCUUGCCACGUAAUCCUGUCCCAUCUUCUUGGUGGAAUUCCGAUCGCCAAUUUUUUAGUCGUGUCUCCAACUAUUCUUCCCCAUGCUCUAUUUUCUCAAACAAUUAUGGACCAAACAUCUAUCCUUGGGAGACUCCAAUCAACUGCCGAGAUGAUGAGCAUCCAUCUAUUCUAUCAUAGAUUAUGGAGUUUCUACAGCGAGAUUGCCAACAAACAUGGCAUCUCUGAACUAGGGAAUAUCUUUGAAUUUUCGUCUUCAUACGCUAAUGCAUCUCUUUGGUUUCUGAAUGCUGACCUUGUCCUUGAUUACCCUUUAACUCUGCCACCAAACUUUGUUUUUUUAGGUGAUCUCACCUCCCACCCACCUCAUCAAAUUGUUGACCAAAGUCUUCGCCUGGCCAUAGCUGGUGCUCGCUCCAAAGGCAACAUCGUUGUCGUUUCCAUCAAUACCUUAGCUCGUCAGCUGAAGGAAACGACUGAAGAGGCCAUGGUGGAAGGGUUGUCCAGAGUGCCCUUUCAGAUUCUCUGGCGGAAAGGUAGACCGGAAGUUCAGACAUCACCGACCGACAAUAUUCAUUACACUGGAUGGAUAAAAAAUAAUGACAUGAAUGAUCUCCUCGGUCUGAACGAAACUGUUGCCCUCGUCACUACGGGAGGGCGUUGUGGUAUAAUGGAAGCGAUUUACCAUGGAGUACCGGUGCUUUGCAUCCCUCUGAUGUCUUCUGAACACCAUGAAAACUGCGCCAAAAUCAAGAACAUCGGCAUGGGGAUCAUACUGGAUAUCGAUUCCUUGACGGAAAAUGACGUUUACAAUGCAGUCGCGAAGCUCACGCUUGACAAAAGUUUCCAGACGAAUGCACAGAGAGCGUCACGCACCUUUAAGUCGAAGCAGCAAUCUGCUGGAAAACGAGUUGAAUUCUGGGUAAAACAUGUCCUCCAGAAUGGAGAUGGACACCUGAGGAACGUCGGAUCUGGAUCGUUCUUUAGUUUAAUACAAUAUGCGUGUCUAGAUCUCAUCAUUCAAUUAUUUAUAUUAACUUUCAUUGCCAUUCUAAUAUAUCGUAAGAUGAAACAGUGAACAAUCAGAAGUCUUGAAUACACUAUGUUUUAAUUGUUAUGAUAUUCAUUAUAUCAAAUUGGCAAUCGGGCGUAACGAUUGUUGUAAGUAAUACACUUUUUUAAUUCGAAGCGAUUCAAUCUCCCGUUUAAAUUACAGACGCACUUAGUUUGAAAUUGAUUGAAAGUAUAUUGAUGCUGUAGACAAUAUACCAUAAUUUCAAUCUUUAGAGUUUAUCGUACUUAAGAUAAAAUGAGUAAACGGAAGCGAUUUGAUUCUGAAAUAUUGUCCCCCCCUCUAUAAUUAUAUACCUCUCAUUUUUAUAAGGGGAAGUGUAUUAGCUUUGAACCCCCCCCCCCCUUGUACUCGUCUUCUGACUCCAUCAUAUAGAAUGUUUGAUGAUUUCCCUCCCUACAUCAUAUCCGCACGUCAAGAUACCCUUUUUUUACCUUCUCUAAUAUUCUUUCCAUUUUUUCAAAUGGAUUUCUUACGAGAAAGGACGUUGUGACACAGAGUGAACACUAAGUCACUGUGUUCAAAUUCCGUGAAUUGACAAAGUAAUUAUGAUGAAUCGGAGGAUGUUAAAGGGGUACUCCGGGCAAAAAAAUCAUAAGAUUUGAAAAGAAAAAUUAUACAAAAAAACAUUGAAAAUGUAAUCAAAAUCGGACAAGGAAUAACAAAGUUAUAGCAUUUUAAAUAUUUGCAUUAUUCCGAUGAAACAGUUCAAGGCAUGUCUUCAUGAAUAUUCAAUGAGCAAACUGAUGAUGUCAUAUCCCCACUUGUUCUUUGGUAUUUUAUAAUAUAAAAUAAGGUUUAUUCAAUUUUUUCAUCCAAGAACUGAAAAGAUUUUAUUGACAACUGAUUUGGUGCAUUAGAUAUUCAUUGCUGCAACUUAUUUCUUUAUAAAGGAGACAUACCAUUCACACAUGUAUGAAAAAAUGAAGCAAUUAUGAUUUCAUGUAAUAACAUAAGAAAAAGGGAAGUGGGAAUAUGACAUCAUCAGCCCACCUAAAUAAUAUUCAUGUCUAUGUGCAUAUUACUGUUAUUGCGCAACUUUAAAAUUCAAUAACUUCGUUAUUUGAUAUCAGAUUUUGAUGAAAUUUUCAGCAUUUCGCUUUGUGAAUUUACUCUAUUUUAUUAAAAUAUAAAUAUUUUCAACCCGGAGUACCCCUUUAAUAGCUUUGUGGUUACAUUGGGUCAACUAUGUUCUUUCCUGUAGGAAAAUAAAUCCCUUUGAAAAUAACAAAUAUGAAAAAUCAAACACAAACAAAAACAUAUACAUAAAACUAGAAUAUAAUGAUCACGUAACUUAAUAGUGAUUACAGCCCGCACCCACCCCCAUUAUGGCCCAUACACACACACACCACAUUCACAAGAACACACACAAUAAUACUGCACUCGCACAAGAACCAACAUUGUAUGAUUAUGUAACAGUUGUAGCCGACAUAAAAUAAAAGGACCAACAAAGACUUGUA
This is a messenger RNA of Lytechinus pictus (painted urchin), 3210 nucleotides long. RefSeq names its product 2-hydroxyacylsphingosine 1-beta-galactosyltransferase-like. Gene Ontology annotation, molecular function: UDP-glycosyltransferase activity. The record is from RefSeq and is a predicted model, not a curated record. Bases 152 to 1756 code for a protein of 534 amino acids. The transcript has 4 exons. NCBI's taxonomy places the organism in Eukaryota, Metazoa, Echinodermata, Echinoidea, Temnopleuroida, Toxopneustidae.